CCGUGUAUUGUCCUGUCUGUGUUGUUUCUCAUUCACACACAGAAUCCCUGUUCACCUCCCUCCUUGGGAACAGCUCCAGCCAUGCAGAGGGUUCUGGGCUCCGCUGGUUUAGAAAUAGGCAGGGGUUUAACUCCAGAGGUGGGGGUGCGUCAGCAAGGCCCCCAGAGGGCACAGAUCCUAGGAACUCCUAGUUAGGGUGUCACAAUUCUCCCCAGCUCCCCCAGACAUCUGCCUUCCACAAAGGGGCUCAGUGACCAUGUUCCUGUCCUCUUGGAUUCCAUGUUCCCCAGCACAACGCAGGGACAGGUUCCUCCCACAGAAUGUCCUUUCUGACAGAUGCUCUCUCAGUCCUCCACACACCCUGAUCUGGUCUGAUUUCACCACCUGCACAGGAUUCCCCCUUCCCAAACCUGACCUAAUCAGCCGGCUGGAACGAGGGGAAGAGCCGUGGGUGCCCGAUCUCCAGGCCUGCGAGGAAAGAGAGAUCUCAAGAGGUGCCCACACAGGGAUGGAUAAGCGCACUAAGAAGAAGCAACUAUCCGGGUGGGAUAGAAAGAAGAUGAAGGAAGAUGCAAAUCGAGUACAAGAAUCAUCAAAAUAUGUGAGGUUGGAGACCUACUUUUCAUUCGACACACCCACAACGUCUUUUGUAUCAGAGGUGGAACAUUCUGAAGACUUGCUACCUACCUUCAGCCAAGGAGGUGAAGACGGUGCCCCAGCCGUUGCGGCUUCACCAGAGAUAAAACCCUCUGAAGACUUGCUAGUACCUACUUUCAAUCUAGGAGCUGAUUACAGCAUCCGGGCCGCUGCGCCUGAACAGGUAGUGGAAGUGGAGUUCUCAGAAGACCUGAUUACUUCAGCAGACUAUCAUGCAGAGGACAAGAAUGACACAGUAAGAUUCCGUGCUAUCGUUGACACACAUAGGGAAUACCCAACAGAUCCAUACUUGUUUUGUGACACACCUGUAACACCUGAUCUAAUACGUGCUCUGCUUGAGUUAGGCCCUUGUCAGCCAGGACUUAAAGAUAAUUUUGACAAUUUUCCAAAAGAUGAAGCUGGGCGUCAUUUCAGAGCUACUUGGUACAAACAAAAACAAGUGAAAAGUGCUUGUACAAUUGACCGGCACUGGCUGGUUUACUCACCAAGAGCAAAUAUUAUGAUUUGUUUUGCUUGUUGGCUUUUUGCAAAUCGGUCGAAUGCUUGGAGCGAUCCAAAAACUGGUUGCAAGAAAUUUGCUACAGGUACGCAGAAAAUUGAAAAACAUGAAAAAAGUGAAAGUCACAAAAAAGCAGAGAAAGAACUUUUCCUUACCAAAUUCCAUUUGUUCAACGAUAGAACAAUCUUGGCUUGUCUAACAGCAGAAAGGAAAGAGAUAGAAAAUAAUAGGAUGAUUUUACGAUGUAUUAUAGAUGCAGUUCUCUUUUUGGGAAUUCAGGGAUUGGCAUUCCGUGGUCAUCGCGAGUAUCGAGGUUUAAGUUCUCCAACUACAAAUGAAGGCAAUUUUUUGGCACUUAUUAAGCUGUUGGCUAAAAGUGAUACAUUACUGGAACAACAUUUAUUACGGAGUGAUCGAAAUGCAACAUAUCUCAGUCCUGACAUACAAAAUGAUCUGAUAAAGUCCUUAGCAGCCGAGCUUCUCUCAAAGAUAGUAGCUGAAAUCAAAGUAGCUAAGUACUUUGCCCUAAUUGUUGACUCUACUAUUGAUAUCAGCAGAACUGAUCAAUUUUCUUUAUCCUUACGAUAUGUAACAGUAAACGGUGAUGCAGUGGAACGAUUUAUACAGUUCAGUGAAUUACCUGGAGCAAGUGCUGAAGAUUUUUUCAACGUUCUUCUUUCAGCAAUCAAAAACUUGGGGCUGUCAAUAACUAUGUGUUACGGUCAGUCUUACGAUGGAGCAAGCACCAUGUCGGGUGAAAUAUCAAGUCUCCAAACUAGGAUACGGGCAAUUGCUCCAAAUGCACUCUUUAUGCACUGCUGUGCACAUGAUUUUAAUUUAAUUCUGAUUGAUGCAUUAAGCUCCAAUAUUCAAACUCGGUUGUUUUUUGGAACUCUAGAAAGUCUGUUUACUUUUUUUUCUGGCAGUUUACCUCAUCUUUCAGUAUUAAAGGAAGAACAAUGCAAUCUUAUUGAAUCUUUUGCAUUAACUCUAAAGAAACUUUGUGAUACCAGAUGGGCGUCUAGAAAGUCAGCGGUAGAGGCAGUCUUGCAAAAUUUACCAGCACUAGUAAUUGCCCUGCAAACAAUUGUGGAUGGUGAGAUAAAAACCUGUACUCCUAAACAGCUCAGUGAGGCAAAGGGUAUUCUGGCAACACUCGAUACUUACGAAUUCUUAGUUUUUCUUAUAUUCUGGAGUAAAGUGCUAGAGAAGGCUUUCUGUUUGUCCACCUAUUUACAGAAAAGUAGUCUAGAUCUGGUAACAGCUUCUCAUUUGAUUCAGAUUUUUGAAAAUGAUAUGAAAAACAUUCAAAGUGAAUUUGAAUCUGAAUUCAAACAGAUUGAGAAUGAAGCAACCGAGUUGGCUCGAAAAUGUGGUAUUACUACGGACUAUAAGCAACACAGAAUACGUAAGAGAAAAAGAUUCCAUGAGGAAAUUGCAGAGGAUGAAGGAGGACUAUUUGAUGCCCGGGAGAAAUUCAUAGUUGAAUCCUACUUAGUGUCCUUAGAUUCUGUUAUAAAUAACACAAGUAAAAGAUUCGAGCAUUUUAAAGCUGUGGCUGCCAAAUUUAGUGGGUUAGAUCCAAAGCAUUUUGACAACGCAGAUAAUGUGAACAAAUUAGAAUUUUUGGCAGACAUGUACUCAGAUGUGAUUGACAGUCAAUCCGCAAUUGUGGAAGAGUUUCUUAGCUUUAAAGACAUGUACAAAGAUAUAAUGAUCACUAGCGGUAGGGUAAAGUCAGGUGUCGACGAGAACCUCACCAUCAACAGUGUGCUGAAAUUCAUGAUCGCCAAUGAUAUGUGUUCCAUUUAUCCUAACCUUUCGAGAUUGUACCACAUUUUUCUGACGUUGCCAAUAAGUAGCGCAGUGGCGGAAAGACCCUUUAGCCGACUCAAACUGAUAAAGUCCUACCUGCGCUCUACAAUGAGUGAAGAUAGAUUGUCUAGGUUAGCUUUGCUCGCCACUGAAAGACAAUUGGCUACUGAAGUAGAUUAUAAUAAAGUGAUAGAUAACUUUGCUAGAAUGAAGCUUAGACGAAAGAAGCUGUUAUAGUUGCUUCAUAUUGUUUUGAUCUUAUCUUUGAAAUAUAAAAUAAGUAAAUAACGUGUUUUUAUUAUGUUUUGAUUUUAUAUACAAUAUAAAUAGAUGUCAUGCUGUAAAACUUUUUCUAUUUUAAAUGCAAAAUAAUACAUGUAAAACAAUAUCGUUAUUAUCUUUUUAUUUUAAGUACAAAAUAAAUAUGUAUAGUGGAUUUUAAAGUAUGUAAUUAGUAAUUCAAUAUGUCAGGUGGCACCUUUUUUUAUGUGUUCGCUCCCUCUGAUGUUAGAACCUGACUACGCCGCUGGUUAGACUGUG
Chelonoidis abingdonii (Abingdon island giant tortoise) is the source of this 3511-nucleotide messenger RNA. The record is from RefSeq and is a predicted model, not a curated record. Lineage: Eukaryota; Metazoa; Chordata; Testudines; Testudinidae.